Molecule: messenger RNA, 3486 nt
Organism: Patiria miniata (bat star)
Lineage: Eukaryota; Metazoa; Echinodermata; Asteroidea; Valvatida; Asterinidae
Gene: xpr1
Product: xenotropic and polytropic retrovirus receptor 1 homolog
Exons: 15
Coding region: 400-2544 (714 amino acids)
Biological process (GO): phosphate ion transport; cellular response to phosphate starvation
Cellular component (GO): cytoplasm; Golgi apparatus; plasma membrane
Molecular function (GO): inositol hexakisphosphate binding
Source: RefSeq, a predicted model, not a curated record
UAAAUAUAGAUUGCAAACAUAAUCGGACGACGACGAAAAAAAGCGGAGCUGAACUAACUGAAAAUUUGUGAAUGUGAGGAACCGGUGCUGAUGUUCCACAAAACAGACUGAAAAAUGUCCUUCGUUCGUCGUCUUAAUGCCCAGAUUUUCUGUGUUAUUUUUGGUUGGGUACGUGAAACGUUGGAUGGAUGAGAACCCACAGUGUUGGUCUUGACUUGGAGAUCGUUUCGUUUGUAUGCAAAUAAUGCAUUGUAUUCGUAUACGUCGCGAUUACAGCUGAUCAGCGUGCGUGUUGUGACUGUUUACCCCGGCCUGGCACGGGGCUGGCCCUGGGCUUGAUUCGGACAAUUCGCGGACACGAUCGUAUGAACAUUUCACCGCUGCACCACAACACCGAUAAUGAGGUUCACUGAGCACUUAGGUGCCCACCUCACACCAGAAUGGCGUAAACAAUAUAUCAAAUAUGAGGAACUGAAAAUUUUGCUGUAUGAUGCCCAGGAGGAGUCUCCAGACCCUGAGGUGGCUGGGGAGGCGAUGGUGGAGCGACAUUUUGCCCGAUUCGAGGAGAAGUUUCUGAAACUCUGCGAGAAGGAAUUGACCAAAAUCAACACUUUCUUCAGUGAGAAGGAGGCUGAAGCCAUGCGCCGCUUCGCACAGCUCACAGACGAGCUGCGACAGGUGGACUCGCAGACGGUGGCCAACAGCGCCGCGCUGCGCCGUCGUCGUAGCUCCAUGUUCAUCCUGGACAACAGCGAGGUCAAGGUCGCCAAGUCGGACCGACGGAAGGUCAGCGACCUCAAACUGGCCUUCAGCGAGUUUUACCUCAGCCUGAUCCUGCUACAAAACUAUCAGAAACUGAACUUCACGGGGUUCCGUAAGAUCCUGAAGAAAUACGACAAGAUGAUGAAGAGCACGCGAGGGGCGGAGUUUCGGGUAGCCAAGGUGGAGCCGGCGCCGUUCUACACCAACAAACACGUCGACAACCUCAUCUUGGAAACAGAGACGUCUUACAUCAAUGACUUGGAGGAGGGGAACAGACAGAAAGCUAUGAACAAAUUACGGGUACCGCCCCUAGGGGCAAAGGGCACAAACUGGACCACGUUCCGCAUGGGUUUAUUUUCAGGCAUCUUCCUGGUUCUUCUGAUGCUUAUCGUUUUAGCAGGUAUAUUUAUCCCGAUCCACGAGGACUGUUGGCCGGCAGUGCGCAUGUACCGCGGAAUGUUCCUCAUAAUCCUUCACAUCUUCCUGCUGGGGCUGAACACGUACGGCUGGCGCAAAUGCGGCGUCAACCACGUGCUUAUAUUUGAGCUGGACCCUCGGAAUAAUUUAUCACACGAGGAUUUUAUAGAGAUGUCAAUGUUUUUCGCUGACCUGUGGGGCAUCAGCAUUCUAGGCUUCAUCUAUCUGAGUUUAUGGCCCAGCGUGCCCAGUUACAUCAGCCCUCUCAUCCUAGCAGGGUUUAUGCUGGCGUUUCUGCUCAACCCAACCAAGACGAUGAAUCACAGAGCCCGGUUCUGGCUUCUUAGAAUACUGGCUCACAUAUUAGUGGCGCCGUUUCACGCCGUCGGCUUUGCAGAUUUCUGGCUGGCCGAUCAACUCAACAGUUUAACGACGGUCUUACUAGACAUGGAGUUCCUUAUAUGCUAUUACAUCUGUGAAGUCGGCUGGGUACAAAAUCAAUGUUACUAUAGGUGCAACACCUAUUCAUAUUUUGCAAGGGCCAUAGUCGCCUGUCUUCCAGCCUGGUUCCGGUUCGCCCAAUGUCUUAGAAGAUACCGGGACACCAGACAGGCCUUUCCUCAUCUGGUCAACGCGGGGAAGUACUCCACGACCUUCUUCGUGGUAAUAUUCGCUUCGCUGGUGUCCACUACGAUAGACGAUUAUGCUCAUUUUUACCAGAACCCGUUGUUCUACAUAUGGAUGCUGAGCGCGUUCAUCAGUUCCUGUUACACGUUGACGUGGGAUCUUAAGAUGGAUUGGGGUCUGCUGGAAAUAUCCGCAGAGAGCAAGCUACUACGCAAAGAGAUCGUCUACUGGGAUAAGUAUUAUUACUUUGCCAUGGUGGAGGACUUUCUGCUACGGUUUAUUUGGACGGUCAGCGUCUCUUUAGAGCUACUAGGAGCGGUACAUGGGGACAUACUACGGAGUAUCUUGGCACCCUUGGAAGUAUUCAGAAGAUUCGUUUGGAACUUUUUCCGUUUGGAGAACGAGCACCUGAACAACUGCGGUCAGUUCCGUGCCGUGAGAGACAUCUCCAUCAAACCGGACAAGGAGAAAGAGGAGGAGAACCCCAAGAGGGUGGAGGACAUGAUGGAUGACGAGGGCCAGGUACCGCUCCGCAAACACAAGGAGAGCAGAGGGGAAGUCAGAUUUGACGAAACUUACCUGCGUCAGCGAAUCACCUCGUCAGAGGAGGAUCAGGAAAACAAGAAUAACAGUAGCGGUUUUGAAUUGAGCAACGGUCCAGAAAUACGCAACACGGCUGUCAGGAUACGAUUCCAGCUUGGUGAUGAUGACGGUGGAAACAACGAGGCCGAGGUGUGACGGAUGUGGUCCUGGAAUUUGGCGUGGCCUGGAAAUGGUGUUGGGGCAUGGCGCUGAUGGGUUUGACCUUAAAUGGGUGCAACUGUAAAUUGGCAUGGCCUUCUUUGGCACGACCAUAAAAUGGGUGUGGCCUUAAGUGGGUGUGGCCUUAAGUGGGUGUGGCCUGAUGUGCAUGGCCCAAUGGACAUGGCCUGAAGGGCGCUGUCCCACAUGGACAUGGGCAGGGUGUAGUUGAUGGCAGGGACAUUCUUGUCAAGCAUAAAAAUUUGAAACAACUGAGGUGGUGCUUACGAAAGACGACAGGCUUUGGUAUUGAGGAUGUGGCAAGCAAAAGGGUGUGGCCUUGUGUGGGCGUGGCCUAGUGCAUGAUAUGAGCAACGCGGAGGACACUCUUAAACAAAACUAAUGAGACAUUUUUUGGUUAAGAGUGUGGGCAGUGUUAGGCCUGGCAUAAAGGGGCGUGGCCAGGAGCAGUCUUCAUCAGUGGACGGUAGUUUGUUUCCUACAUCUAUCCUCGGUUGGAAGAUGCAGUCAUUCGCUACUUAUCUCAACUCACAUUAAAAGAAACAAAAUUGUACCGAAGACGAUGAAUCACUCACCACUAUGAUAUAGACUUCACCUCAAGCGGCACAGCUACUGUCCGUCUACUAUGCAAACAUUUUAUAUCGUAGAUUAAUGGCUCAUUUAGACAAAUUUGAGAAAUGAAAAAAAGUUGACUUUAUAAUGAUCCCCGGCUGCAAUUGCCAAAGUUUGCAGCAUUACGGUAUGUGUUAGAAUAGGGACUCUGGGUGCAGCCCCUGGCUAGUGCCCAUGACAAAGAAAAACCUCAAAAAAAUAAUCGUAAAACAGCAACAACUGGUGUUUAGUUGAUAGGAGAAACUGCAAUGUACAGACCAGUGUAGACACUUUACAGCACUUGCUUGGGUUUUCCUAGUAUAACAA